UGUCAGCCUGUUGGGUUGAUAAAAUUCACGGUAUCCCAGCGAUGUCCCCACGGAGUUGAUUCUUUCAGUUCUCCAAACACCUGUCUUGCUUUUUUUUUAGGAAGAGAAGUACAUUUCAGAAAAUGGCCCCUCUCAAGCCCCUCGUUCAACCAACAGAUACCCGACCAUCUACGGCUCCCAGCAACGCUCCUCUCUACGCAAUCAUCUUCGACAACUUCCAAAAAUCCACCUGGUUCCUCAUAGCAGCUUCUCUGCAGGGUCUCCUGACAUGGCUCUUCCCGACUGUCCUGACUUUCCUCCCGGCGCUGUUUAUCCUAGCAUACCGCGCUCUGGACCCGGUGCUGAUCAUGUACGGACUCCGUCCGAAUCCGUACAUGAAGGAUGUCAUACCGGGGAAGAUUUCAGCGCAGGUCCCAGAUGAAACGGGGCAGUUUGGGGAGCAGCCGUCCAGGAAGACUGUUGUGGUAUUACUGUUGGGUUCGAGGUCGAACCAUCCCCUAGGUAUCCUGUACCCAGAGUACCAGAAGAUCGAGAAAUUCAUAUCCGAAAUGAUGCAAGACCUAGAGACGAACAGAGAAGAAUAUACCUUCCUAACAAGCAGCAGCUGGAUCUCCAAUUCAGACUCAAUCCGCAACGUGGCGAGAGAGACGAUGACCGUUUUCUACUUCCAAUCCCUCGAGGGCUUGCACAGGUUUUCGCAUGGCCCCUCUCACCGUGCAGGCUGGGACUGGUGGAAUCAGACCGUCAAAGAGCAUCCCAACCUGAGCAUCAUGCAUGAGGUGUACGAGGCUCCUGCGGGUAGCUGGGAGAAUGUCUAUAUGAACUACUGGCCUACUUCGUUUGGUAUGUAUACUUGAUUCUUUGGUUGAAUAUUAUGCUCUCGGUCUGGUUCUGUGCUGACACUGAUGCGCUUGUUUUGUUUCAAUAGCAAAGGCUCAGUUUCCGAUUAACCGGGGCGACGUUGAAAAGGAGACCGAUGGACAGCAAAAGAAGUGGAUUGGGAAUAUAGUCGAUGCGUCGAGGAUGAAUAUGAAAUCCAGCAUGAACCGGCUAGGAAGGAGGUAAGGGAAGCUCUUUUGGGCGUAUAUUCAUCUUGAAAUUUGAGAAUCUAUAGUUUACGCACGUAGUUCCUAUAAUUUGGAUUUGUUCCAUCUGCA
Molecule: messenger RNA, 1157 nt
Organism: Monascus purpureus
Lineage: Eukaryota; Fungi; Ascomycota; Eurotiomycetes; Eurotiales; Aspergillaceae
Source: the annotation of a GenBank genome assembly